AAACAUGAAUUUACUUGACAAGAAACAGGACGCGCUCAUUUACAGUAGAGUUCAGAUUUAAUAAAAGAUAUUGUCUAAAGAAAACAAAAUAUCAAUAUGGAUUUGACAUGUAAUGUAAUGACUGCCGUGUUUGUCCAGUGAUUUACAGUAUUGAGAAAGGAGGAGUGUGUGGGGGAGGGGCGAUAAGAUCAGUUCUACUCUAUUAGACGCCACGCGCUCAGGCUGUAGUAUAUAAACCCGCGCGCAGAAGCUCGAGCUCAUUCACCUGCUGUUGCUCGCGCUCACCGGUGGCAUCUGACGCAGUUCGAGAGCUUUUCGCAUCGCAUCACAACAGUUUUCACACUGAACGAAUCGCAUCCUAGCAAAGUGAGUACAAAAACACAACACAACACAUUUAUACAGUUCAAUAUUCACGAAACAAACAUUUUAUUUGAUCGAAAUGCGUGUUUGAGUAAACAAGCGUCGAUUCAAGCGUCGUGGAAAUACACCCAAUGUCUGUGUUUGUAACGACAAUUUACGAUGUAAAUCCAUCAAAAUAACCCAAUAAUGUAUGAUAUUAAUAUGAAGAAAUGUUGUGUAGUGAUAUUUCAUCUGUAUUUGGACGUUUGUGUUGUGUUGUUGAUGGAAAAUCAGUAAAAUGAAUGCGAUAAUGUCCUGACAGAAAAUUACCAGUAUAUCGUACAUCCUUCAUUUAUUUCUUCGUUUUUUGUUAAAAGUGUACAUUUUGCAAUAAUACCACAUAUCUUCAUACCAUGAUUGUAUAGGUUUCGUUUGUUUAUUGCUAUAACUGAUUUCUCCGUCGUUCUCUUGUGUGUCUGCUGCUAAAAUGUGUGUUUUUGUCAAGAUGAUGUGGAAGAAGAGUUGAUUUGAUAUUGAACUGAAUAGAGAUUAGAAAUAAGCAUUGUAUAAGAAAAAAAGAAUUAUGUGCGCUUUAUAUUUACAUUAUUGGAUUGGAAACACAGGCUUAAGAGCAGUUUUUAAAUCUUAAAAAUAUAUUGUUUGUAGUAAAAGCAUGGUUCAUUUUCAUAAGGGAUUGUGUUUCUGUUGUAUAUCUUGUUUAUUGUAGUGUAAUCAUUAGCCCAAAACCUUCUUUAUUUAAUGGAGACUCUUUUGUCUUUUCCAGAUGGCAGCUCAGCUUUUCCUGGUUGCUAAGGGUGAUCGUAAUGGAUGUAAAGAGAUCCAUGGGUUCAGCAAUAUGUCUGAAGACGAAGUCAAACAGUUGUUUUCUGCUGACGGCGAUGAAAACAUCCAGCUCUUCAGCGUUCAGCUGGACGACAUCUCGGAUGAAAAUCCUUUAGUAUUGGCCUUACGCCUGCUAGAGCAAGACGGAUCUUACGGUCCACAAUUCAUGGAGAUGGAGUUGGGCAGCCACUUGUUGAAUCGGACCGAUGGCAAAGGGGUGGAAAUGUAUGUGCAGUUACUGGAUGACCUCACAGCAUCAGUCAUGUGCAGAGGAACAGAAACCACACAGACCUCAGGAACAAAAGCACUGAAGGACGUCUUCUAUGAUUUGAGCGUUCCCUUAUCAAAUCAAGGAGCCAUCGCGGUGGAGUUGGGCAACAUCUUGGACUUGGACGGCAGCCCAACAGAGGAGGUGUCCAGAGAUGAGAACGACUGCUCCGACACCGAUUCACAGGAGGAGGUUUUCUAUGAUGCAGUAGAUCAGCUGUCAUCAUAUGAUGAAUCGGACCUCCCUGAAGAGAGCGAGACUGAGGUGUUCUACGAAUGCUACGAGGACCUCAGUGAAGAUCAGGCCGUCGACAGUCUCGUGAUGGCAGCUCAGCUUUUCCUGGUUGCUAAGGGUGAUCGUAAUGGAUGUAAAGAGAUCCAUGGGUUCAGCAAUAUGUCUGAAGACGAAGUCAAACAGUUGUUUUCUGCUGACGGCGAUGAAAACAUCCAGCUCUUCAGCGUUCAGCUGGACGACAUCUCGGAUGAAAAUCCUUUAGUAGUAAGUCAAGAACAUUAUUAUAACAAAUCACACUACAGACUUCUGACCGACACAAUACAAUCAUUUAUAAAUCCCUACCUGUACCUCGCCGUGGUGGAAGGGCGGCAACGCAUCAAUGCGGCUAACACAGGAGGUGAAGCAGAUGAGGAUUAA
Messenger RNA from Triplophysa rosa, 2101 nucleotides. RefSeq lists its product as uncharacterized. The transcript is spliced from 6 exons. The record is from RefSeq and is a predicted model, not a curated record. The coding region runs from base 1124 to 2101 and encodes 325 amino acids. Lineage: Eukaryota; Metazoa; Chordata; Actinopteri; Cypriniformes; Nemacheilidae.